AACGCUACAAAUAGCACAACUUACCGUAUAUUGAAAUUGUACUCAUACAAUUACUAAAACCUGAAAGUCAUGGACUUCUUCACCAUCCUCUCCCUGGUUGCUUCUUCCCUUAUUCUCUAUACCUCUUGGGUACUCAUAAAAACCAAGACUUCAAAAAACUUGCCACCAGGACCACCAAAACUGCCUAUCAUCGGUAACUUGCACCAAGUGAAAAGCACAACGUUAACCCCAUAUCGAGUUCUUAGAAACUUGGCUAACAAAUAUGGCCCCAUCAUGCAUUUACAGCUCGGCCAAGUAUCCACCGUUGUUAUAUCCACGCCACGACUAGCCAAAGAGGUCUUGAAUGCUACUGUUAGCAGCAUCGCUGACAGACCCGUCACCACAACCUCUCAAAUAUUCUAUUAUAGAGCUCAAGAUAUUGGAUGGACUCUUUACGGACCAUACUGGAUACAAAUGAGAAAGAUUUGUGUUUCAGAACUUCUCUCUGCCAAACGGGUCCAAUCUUUUGGAAAUCUUCAAGCGGACGAGCUUAAAAGUACCUGUAAGCUCCUUGAAUCAUCUCUUGGAACAACAGUCAAUUUCAGGCAAAUCAUGACGCAGACUGUAAAUAAUGUGAUUUGCAGGGCUACGCUAGGAGAUAUCUAUAAAGAUCGAACUGACCUUGUAGAAUUGCUUACUGAAGUAAUGAAUGGUUUGGGUGAUAUCGAUGUGGUUUCAUAUUUCCCUAGUUUUCAAUUCCUCUAUAACAUAUCUGGAAAGAAAGCUAAGUGGUUGAAGACGCAUAAACAACUUGAUAUUAUCUUGGAAGAGAUCUUGAACGAACACAGAAAGAGAACAAGUAUAAAUCAAGAUCAUGAAGAUCUACUCGAGGUUCUACUAAGGAUCAAAGAGACCGGUGACCUAGAUGUACCUAUCACUAAUGAAAACGUCAAAGCUGUUGUUCUGGACCUAUUAAUAGCUGGAAUGGGAACGCCUACAUCAGUAAUUGAAUGGGCAAUGUCUGAACUGAUGAAGAAUCCCGAGACCAUGAAGAGAGCCCAAGCGGAAGUUAGGGCAGUGUUGAAGGGAAAUACAAUCACAGAAACAGAUAUACGAAGUAUGCAUUACCUAAAGUUGGUAAUAAAAGAAACACUGAGGCUACAUUCUCCUCCAUUGCUUGUUCCCAGAGUAACAAAAAAGCACUUCAACAUUGACGGAUACGACAUUCCAGCAAACACAAAUCUACUUGUAAAUGUGUGGGCAUGCGAAACAGAUCCUGACAGUUGGGAAAAUCCAGAGAGCUUCAUCCCAGAGAGAUUUGAAAACAGCCCGAUCAAUUACUUGGGAUCGGACUUCCAGUUCAUUCCAUUUGGAGCUGGCAAAAGAAUCUGCGCUGGUAUGACUUUUGGGCUGAAUAUGGUUGAACAUGUUGUUGCUACAUUCUUGUAUCAUUUUGAUUGGAAGCUUCCAAAUGGUUUAAAACCCGACGAGGUUGAUAUGACAGAAGUUUAUGGAGCGUCGGUCUUACCCAAAUAUCCCUUACAGAUUGUCCCUGUAUCCGUGUCAUUAGCAAACUAAAAGAUAGCCGAUGAUCUCUCUGGUUUUGCUUCUAUCUAUGUUACCACAUUUUAAUUUAAUGUUCGUUGUACUAAUAAUCAGCACCACCAGGUCUAUUAAUUUUUAUUUGUUCUGUUAAGAAUUCUGGUAUUGUUCAAAUGUAUGAUCUUAUUGAAACAAUAUAUUUAUAGGUGUCCGGUUCUUGUUAUCCAUCAAA
Molecule: messenger RNA, 1753 nt
Organism: Erigeron canadensis
Lineage: Eukaryota; Viridiplantae; Streptophyta; Magnoliopsida; Asterales; Asteraceae
Product: costunolide synthase-like
Exons: 2
Coding region: 70-1557 (495 amino acids)
Molecular function (GO): monooxygenase activity; iron ion binding; heme binding
Source: RefSeq, a predicted model, not a curated record